GUCUCCCCAGCUCGCUGGCGGGGAGUGAGGCAGCUCCGCGCUCACCCACCCUUCCCCGCACAUUUCCGAAACCGUCUCGAGACUCAGCCCCAGGAGCCUGCGUUCAAGUCGCGGGUGCUGCGCGGCGCUGCCCGUGUCGCCUGGCUCCGUUAGACUCUCCAACUUUGCACAACGUGCGGCCGCCGCUGCCUGCCUGCCGGGUGCGGGGCUCCGAGCCUCCCGCUCCCCGCUUGCCUUCGGGGUCCUGGGUCCCCCCGGAACGACGGUCACACGCGUCGUUUCUCAGCGUUUGAUCGCAGCCCGGCUGCCCGGGAGAUGUGGUCUUUGGCCCCCGGAGGCCGAUCAGGGAGGGGGAGUCUGUGAUUUCUUUUGCUUUUAGAGAGAGUGAAGACUUGCGGACUGCAAUUCUCGGGGAUGAGCAGGAUCGUCGUCCGGAAAGUGGGCGGCCUGCUCCUGGCUUUUCCUGCUGGGGUUGCAAAGAAAUUAUGAAGACGAAAUUGAGCAUCUACAAAAUGCAGUUACUACUUUUGAUUUUCUUGGUGUGGAAUCCAGCCAGGUUGGUGCUGGCUAACAUCCAAGAAGAUGAGGCUAAAAAUAACAUUACCAUCUUUACAAGAAUUCUAGACAGACUUCUGGAUGGUUACGAUAAUCGGCUUAGACCAGGACUGGGAGGUAAAAAAGACAGCAUUACCGAAGUCUUCACCAAUAUCUAUGUGACCAGCUUUGGCCCUGUCUCCGACACAGACAUGGAAUAUACAAUAGAUGUUUUCUUUCGGCAAAAAUGGAAAGAUGAGCGGUUGAAAUUUAAAGGCCCAAUGAACAUCCUUCGACUUAAUAACUUAAUGGCAAGCAAAAUCUGGACUCCUGAUACGUUCUUUCAUAAUGGGAAAAAAUCAGUAGCUCAUAAUAUGACAAUGCCAAAUAAGCUUCUUAGAAUUCAGGAUGAUGGAACUCUGCUGUACACAAUGAGGCUUACAGUUCAAGCUGAAUGUCCAAUGCACUUGGAGGAUUUUCCAAUGGAUGCGCAUUCAUGUCCUCUGAAAUUUGGAAGCUAUGCAUAUACAACUUCAGAGGUCACCUACAUUUGGACUUACAAUGCAUCAGAUUCAGUACAAGUGGCUCCUGAUGGCUCUCGCCUCAAUCAAUAUGAUCUGUUGGGCCAGUCAAUUGGGAAGGAAACGAUAAAAUCCAGUACAGGUGAAUAUACUGUAAUGACAGCUCAUUUCCACUUGAAAAGGAAAAUUGGAUAUUUUGUGAUUCAGACAUAUCUGCCUUGCAUCAUGACUGUCAUUCUCUCCCAAGUGUCAUUCUGGCUUAACCGAGAAUCUGUGCCGGCAAGGACUGUGUUUGGAGUAACAACUGUUUUAACAAUGACGACUCUGAGCAUCAGUGCUCGGAAUUCUCUUCCUAAAGUGGCUUACGCAACUGCCAUGGACUGGUUUAUUGCUGUUUGUUACGCCUUUGUGUUUUCUGCACUCAUUGAAUUUGCAACUGUCAAUUACUUCACCAAGAGAGGCUGGGCUUGGGAUGGGAAAAGCGUAGUAAAUGACAAGAAAAAAGAAAAGACUACUGUGGUGAUACAGAACAAUGCGUAUGCAGUGGCUGUGGCAAAUUAUGCUCCAAAUCUUUCUAAAGACCCAGUUCUCUCCACCAUCUCCAAGAGUGCAACCACUCCAGAACCCAACAAGAAGCCAGAGAACAAACCAGCUGAGGCCAAGAAAACUUUCAACAGUGUUAGCAAAAUUGACAGAAUGUCUAGAAUAGUUUUUCCAGUUUUGUUUGGUACCUUUAAUUUAGUUUACUGGGCUACAUAUUUGAACAGGGAACCUGUAUUGGGGGUCAGUCCUUGAAUGGAAACUUGGGCAGUUUGGGGAUAUAUAGCACCAUUGAACUUGGUUUGUUUUGCUACAUAAGGGUCUGACUAAUAACUGCUAAUCUGAGAACCAACGUGUACAGUAUGUAUAUAGUGAUAUAGCUUACCUUAGACGUCUCAAGGAGAUAGACCUUUGCUAAGUCCUGACACCAUAGGCAGGAAGUGCCCUUGCUAAGAGAGCCAUUGCCUCUUUUUAAAAAAAGAAAAAAAAAAGCUUUGCCCUAGGGAAUAGUUGAAAGCGACUUUCAGGUAAUCUGAUUGAUUUCCUCUCUUUUAACAGUGAUGAAAAUGGGGACCCUAUGCUUCACUUUAGGGGCCCUUUGCAUUUGUUUCUCAAAUAGGAGUAUUUUUUUUUACUAUCGCCUAACUAUAAAGUAAGAUAACAUUAUCAUCCCAAAAUGAAUUCUUUUACAUAACAGAACGUCAUAUCUGCAACAUCAGUUUCCUUCCUGAGUGCUCCAAAUCCCUGCUAAUAUAAUUGGAAGCUUGGCACACAUCAAAAAUAUAAUAAUUUUGAAAUCAGCUUUUAAUUAUUCUGUGUAGUAUUGAUAGCCAUGUACAUAUUACAGCAUGAUCAGCUCAAAUAAUUAUGAGUCAACACUGACAGAAAGUUAACUAUGCCUAGAAUUUAAUCAACAUUGGAAUGCCAUAGUCAUUACACUUUUAAUAUAAGGAUUUAUUUGAAAAAGUAAUCACCAAAAUCAAAUUAAUUAUUUUAGUUAUUGGAAACUACCUUAAAUUGAAAAUUAAAUGGCAACUGUGUCUUAAAUAUUUCUAGGUAUGUAUUGUAUUGAAAUUGAUCAGUUAAAUUUUUUGGUGCUGGAGAUGAGAAAGCAUCCAGCAUGGCUUCAAUGGAAUAGUGUUCAUAUUGGAUUAGGAAAUUGUGCCAAAAACUCCCACUGAUGAGAAUUCAUAGGUGUCACAACAUAUUGACUCAGCACUUAUACAAUUCUCUUCUUUCCUGUUUACUCAAAAUUCUGCCUUAAGGCUUCUUCUCAUCAGGAUUUAGAAGCCACUAAUUAUAAAGGAAAGGGUAGUAAAUUGGCACAUUUUUCUUUCUUCAAAGCUGGUCUCUCAGAUAAGAAUUAAUGUAAAUCUGCUUUUGUAAAUUGCAACUUUAAAUUUUGUUGACUCAAAUUUACAACAGCUUUGUAUACUAGGAGAGGUUUUGGUAAGAGCUGAACAUUUUUAAAUUGAAAUUUUAAAGUAUCACAGAUUAUGGAUUAGAUAACAGGCAGAAACAUGAACACACACAUACAUGCGAACACAUGAUUAGCUAAAUUAGAAAAGACACACAAAGGUAACUAAAUUAGAAACUAAAUUAGAAACCACAAUUUUCAAUUUUAUAAAAUUUCUAAUUGCAAAUGUGUAAAAUUCACACUACUUUUAAUAUAAAAGAUAUUCUUUAUGCCCCUGAAAUAUAUUAACAAAUUUAACAAUUGUGUCUCAUCCCUGGUUCAGUGUUUUCGGCAAAUAAACCAAAAUCCUUUUGACUCACAUAUACAUUAGCAGUUAUCAGUUGACUUUUACUACUAGAUACACCCUAAUGUUGGUGAUUUUGUAGAAAAAAGUAGUCAAAUAGUGACAUUUCUUGAAGUUUUGUACAGUAUUUCAGUAUAGUGCAUAAAUAGGUAUGUUCAUAAAAACAAUAAAAGGAAUAUAUUAUGAAAAUAAGCAAAAUUACAACGAAAUUUCUAUUCCUUUGCCUCAUUUGAUUUUUUUAAUUUUGUCUUUGUGUAAUUCUGUAUGUGUAUUGCAUGAUUAUAUUAACACCAGGGUCACAAACUGCAUCUUAUUAAAGGAAUUUUCAGUGAAGAUGGUCUUGACAUUAAAAAUUUCCGCACAAACAGUAAACCACAUUCCAUAACAAAAUAAAUUCCCUUAUGAUAACUUUUAUGUAAUCCAUAGUUUUAAAUAUUCAAUUUAUCGAUGCAUUGAAAAAAGAAAGUAUUCCAUUUUUACACGUUAAAAUAAGCAUAGCUCUUCUGUGUAGUUUAAGAAAAUAUGCAGUAGUGUAAAGGAAGUAUAAAGUGCCUGAGGGCAAGCAAUAAAAGCACUCUGAAUGGUAUGCAUUAUUAGAUACUGAAAAUUAUUUUGAUUUGAGUUCUUUAUUGGUCCCUAAUAGCUUGUUCUUAUCACAAAUUUACAAACAUUUAUAUGUAAAAAAUAAUCUAAAAUAGCACUUGUGUUGAAUAAAAGAUAAGACUCAUCUCUACCUUGGGUAAAGGGUUGUAUCUACAUUGAAAGCAUUAGCUUUACUAACUUGGAUAAUAGAUUGACCAAAAGUAUUAUUGAAUUUUUAUUUUUAUUUUCAUUUAUUAAAAUGUUUUUUGUUUAAUGACACCCUUGCAGCAAUAUUUUCUGAUAACAUGCAGUACGUUUCAGUAUUAUGACCCUCUAAGCUCAUUGUACUUUUUCUAAUGCAACUUCUAAUCUUUUAGAGGUUAGAUAAAUUACAGGGUGCUUUUGAUCUUGUCAAGAAAAGAAGGAUGUGCAAUGAAAAAGCAUUUUAAAUUACAGAAGCUUGGCUUUUAAAAAAUAAAUUUCCUACCAUAAAUCAUUAUAAAGACCCACAGUAAAGCAGAUAGGGCGUUUGCCUUGCACGCGGCUGACCCGAGUUCAAUUCCCAGCAUCCCAUAUGGUCCAAGAGUAAUUCCUGAAUGUGUGAACCAGGAAUAACCCCUGUGCAUCGCGAGGUGUGACCCAAAAAGAAAAAAAAAAGAUGGAUUUAUCACUGAUUUUUUUUUCAGGAAACAUUUAUAUAUAGGACAGAAGUGUCGUUAGCCAGUUUUUUAAUGAGUGAAACAUUGACAAAGGGUUGUGAUCUAUACAAAGUGUCAAUAGAUACACCCAUAGAGCAAAUAUUAGAAUGUCAUUCCUGUAUAAUUAUUUCUAUGACUCAGUUAAUAUUUAUUCAAUAUUAUUUCACUCUAUAAUUUGUACACUCAUGGGAUAAUUCCAUUUAUACACAUUCAGAGAAUUUAGUUGAAUUUCUGAAUGAAUAAAGUAUAUUCAGUUUUAUUAAGAGUUUAAUUUUGUUUAAGGUUCACACAUACUCAUCUAGCACUAAGAACUAUUCAUAAGUGUAUAAGAAUAUAUGCUUAUAAUUAUAUGGUGCAUGAGUGUUGGCUCAUCUGUUGAAACCAUGCUCCUGUUUUGUUCAGUCUAUUCCUACAUUCUCCCCUAUUAUGUUUCUAAAGUAGAUAUAAUUAAUUUUUUUAAACACAGAGAAACUAUUAUUCAAUUCAUCUUCUUCUUUGGAGUGUAUAUCUCAUAUGUUAGUAUGGACUUGAUAAUUCUUGGUUGAGCAAGAUGAACUCUGUCCUAAUGUUAUCAUAGAUUAUGAGGGCCACCAAAGUACCAAAACGGUAGAAUCAAUGGAUACUACAGUAUAACCUGUCACCAAUCCAAUGGGAUGGCAAGGGGGGAGAAACCUAUCACCACCUGAAAAGUCAUGAUUCAUUUUGUAUGAGAAAGUUUUGUUUCGAAUUUUCUAUAUUUAAUGUCCUAAGAUAAUUCCCAUGAAAUUCCAGAAUAUUUAUUACUGAAUUUAAAAUCUGGCAUUAUAUUAAUAGGUUAAUUGAAUAUGUUGAUCCUAUUAUGUCUGUGUGUGGUUCUAUUUAAACAACUAUAUGCUUGAGCACCAAGAAUGCUAUUAAAAAACACAUAUUACAGUAGAAACCAAAUUAUAUUGUUUUAAUCCAUCAAAUUCAUGUUUUGAAAGUGAAAAAGCUAAUAUGAUUAUUUGAUAUAAUUUUGUGAGAUCAACAUUUAUAUAAUAUACGCUGACAUUUUCCAUUGCAUUUAACCACACAUCUUCAGACAUUAUAAGAUAAAUUUAGAACCUCCAAAACAAUGAAAUACCGCAAUUGGAAAAUAUCUUAAAGACAUAAGUACGUAACCAGUAGACUGACACGUUGAUUCAUUGUCUUCUGAGGAAAAGGAGAAAUUAUACGUACAUAUUGCAGAAAUACUUAGCAGUCACAAUUCUAUCAAGAUAUGCAUAUAGAUUAAAAUGCUUAAAUAGGAUAAAGUUCUUACAAAAGUAUUUGAUGAGGAUUCACUGUAUCACUGUCAUUCCGUUGUUCAUUGAUUUACUCCAGUGGGCGCCAUUUGUGACUUCUCCAUUUGUCCCAGCCCUGCGAUUUUAGCAGCCUCUUCUUACUCGUCUUUCCCAAGAACCGGAGUCUUCUUUCAGGAUCAAGGGAAUGAGAUCUGUUAUUGUUACUCUUUUUGCAUAUUGACUAUGCCACAGGGAGCUUGCCAGGCUCUGCCUUGCAAGAGGGAUAGGUAGCUUGCCAGGUUCUCUGAGAGGCAUAUAUAUUUAUUUCUCUCUAUGAUGAUGUGCUGGGGAAGGUUAUCAUCAGAAACUUUUUAAGAAGUUUAUUUAAUAAUCUUUAAACAUUCAAAUUAUUGACCUCUGGUUUUGAAUUUUACAUCAUUGAAAUGCUAUGGUUUGUCCAUUUAAUUAAAAAAUAUCUUCUGGGAUAAAAUCUAGAACCUCAUACAUGCAAUGCAUAGACACUACCAUUGAACUAUAUUCUUGACCUCUUUUUUUUUCUUUACAUAAUCAUAUAUUCCACUUCAAACCACCUUCUGUAUGUUCUAUCCAAUAGGACUGGAGCGUUUGCACAAUGGGUAGGGCGUUUACCUUGCACGUGGCAGACCUGGGUUCAAUUCCUUCAUUCCUCUCGGAGAGCCUGGCAAGCUACCGAGAGUAUCCCGCCUGCAGGGAAGAACCUGGCAUGCUACCCAUGGCGUAUUCAAUAUGCCAAAAACAGUUAAAAACAAGUCUCACAAUGGAAACAUUACUGAUGCCUGCUCGAGCAAAUCAAUGAACAAUGGGACGGCAGUGCGACAGUGCAAAAGAAAAAAAUAACUCAGGUUUGUUUUUGUUUUUUUUUUUCUAUUUGCAGUGGGGGGAGUCUAGGGGCCACAACUGGCAGUACUCAAAGAUUACUCCUGGAUCUUUGCUCACGGAUUAUUCCUAACAUGGCUCCAGGGGCCAUAUGGAAUAGUAAGGAUCAAACCAGAGUCAGCAGCGUGCAUGGCAAAUGUCUCACUGCUGUACUUACUCUCUGACCCCUCGGGUUUAUAUGAUGAGAAUUGUGCUAUGUUUGUAUGCGUGUGUAUUUGUUUUUUGUUUUCCAGGAAUAAACAUUUUGAGAAGUUCAAAUAAACUUAUGAAACUAAACAAUUUUAUUAAUGGAUUCAAUCACAAAUGCAACUCUUAUUACACUAACAAUUGACUAAGUCAAGUGAAUAACUUUUCAGUAAGUCACUUAUUACUUGGUAUUUAGUCUAGAUCCAUAUAUAUGGGUAGAUAACCCUUCAUAUAAAGAAAGUAAGCUUUUUUUUUUCUUUUUGGGUUAUACCCAGCAAUGCACAGGGGCACUCCUGGCUCAUGCAUUCAGGAAUUACUCCCUAGAAGUGCUCAGGGAACCUUAUGGCAUGCUGGGAAUCAAACCAGGCCUGCAAGGCAAAUGCCCUAUCUGCUGUGCUAUCACUACAGCCCCCAAAGUAAGCAUUUUUCUUAGAUCCUGUUGAUUAUUUUGAGCCAUUAUUAAAGACUACAUCAGAAUCCUUUUAAAUUUGAAUAGAAACUUUAUUUUUCAAUUCCAAUAUUCUCAUUGGAGGUUUUUUUCAAGUUUCCAUCAAUUUGGUUGAUGGACACCAAGUCACAUUAUUCAUUUAUAUUCAAAGGGUAGUUGUAGUUCUACACCUUUUUUUAAUUGAAAUAUUUUUUAAUAUUCUUGUAGAGAUUUCAUGACCUGAUAGUUAAUAAUCCAAGACUUUGAUUUUAUUACUUCAUUCUGACUUCUUUACAAACAUUAUUAUGUGAUGUCAAACUUCUAGUUUAUAAUUUUGAUAGGCUCCAUCAACACACUGGCCUAAAACCUAUUUUUGGCAAACUUAAAAAACCUUGAUUUUUUUUUUAAUCCAUAUUUAUAUGAUGCUUCUGGGAAGCAUAUCUAAUAAGAUAUCCACCACCCAUUUUUUUACACAACAAUUUUUUUUAAUCACUAAACUUUUUAGCAAUCAAGAAUCCAUUUUUGUGGAACUAUUCAGAAGCAUCAGUUAUUGAAUAAAUCUUGAAUCUCCAUCUUCAAUUAAUACUUAAUGAACCUUCUUUUUUAAUUUAUAGUUAAUAACAAUUGCUUAUGACAUAGAUAAUUAUAUAAAAUGCUAAUAACUGAUUAAACACAAAAGAAAUAAGUACUUCUCUUUCAUUUUUUGCCAGUUGCAUAUUAGAAAAAUGCAUUUUUUACUGUAUCUUUUAAUUUCACGACACUGAAACACUGGACUUCAAGAAUUUUACCCUGAUAUUAUCACUUUGUUGAAAAUAACUACAUAAAGAAGUCUAAACUGCCCACAAAUAAAUGUUAAUUUGGGGGAUUGCAAGUGUUGAAUUAGAUUAGUUGGUGUGAAAAUUUCACUUUGUUACACUGUUUUAGAUGUCUUUUCUUAUUAUAACAUGCUGUCAAGUGCAAUGCUAUAUUAUUGGAUAAAUAUAGUAUGGUAAUUCCAACAGUUUUUUUUUGUGAAAUAAAUUGAAAUAGAAAUCAAAACAAAGUCACACCAAUUUUUUUACGGAUGGCUUAUAGAUUUGUUUUUCAUUUUUAAAAAUAAAUAGUACAGUAGUUGUAGCAAUGGAUUAUUUUAAAUACAACAUAAUAUGUAUAGAGUUAUAUUAUGUGAUUCUUUAUAUAUUAUAUAAUAUAUUAAUAUACUAUAUUAUACUAAUAUAUAAUAUAUAAUAAUAGAUUAAUAAAACCUAACUUAAUUCACAGUUUCAUCAAUUAAACUUUACCAUACAUGAAUAACUAUUUGACUCCUUGUUGAUCUUGUCUGCCUGUAUCAUGAUUAAUUUCAAGGUAGUUACACUAUUUGUUUCCAAGAACCAUUUACAUAGCUUAGCUAAAAAUACAGGUUUUAGUGUGUGCCAGAUUGAGGAUGUGAACUUUAACAAAAUAGUUAUUUUAUAGGGGAUAAUAAUGACAGUCUGGGGCUGGAGCGAUAGUAUAGUGGGUAGGAGUUUGCCAUGCACUCGGCCUAUCCAUAUUCCAUCCCGGCAUCCCAUAUGGUUCCCCAGAGCACUGCCAGAGGUAAUUCCUGAGUGCGGAGCCAGGAGUAACCUUGAGAAUCACUAGAUGAAUCCAAACAUAAAAAGCAAAACAAAGAAUGACAGUCUUUGAAAGCUUCAUACUUUAUAACUAAGUUUGGAAGAGGUAAAAAGAAGAGUGAAAUGUUGUCCCUUUACUCAAACUAACAAUAAAAUGAUGUGCACCAGAAAGCUUAUGCACUAAACUUCAAUUACUCUUGUAAGGUAAAAAUGGAAAUGUUUUGAUUGACAGUAUACUUAUAUGAUAGGUAGUCUGGUAUGAGAAAACCAUUUAGAAAUUAAUGUUUGUAAUUUGUGACCUUGUUGUAACUGGAAAAAUUUUUUUGUAUGUAAGAUAAUUUGACAUUUAUUGAGUAUGUCAUUAUUGAGUAUGUCAUUAUGCUUGCUGUUUAAAAAAUUCUUAAUCAUAUGUAAAUUAAACUAAGCAUUAUCUUUUUGUACUUAUUAAAAUUAAUUUAAAUAUA
This is a messenger RNA of Sorex araneus (European shrew), 9460 nucleotides long. RefSeq names its product gamma-aminobutyric acid type A receptor subunit alpha2 (gene GABRA2). The coding region runs from base 486 to 1850 and encodes 454 amino acids. Gene Ontology annotation, cellular component: synapse; dendrite membrane; neuron projection. Gene Ontology annotation, molecular function: benzodiazepine receptor activity; GABA-gated chloride ion channel activity; transmitter-gated monoatomic ion channel activity involved in regulation of postsynaptic membrane potential. The record is from RefSeq and is a predicted model, not a curated record. Gene Ontology annotation, biological process: gamma-aminobutyric acid signaling pathway; nervous system process; chloride transport. Lineage: Eukaryota; Metazoa; Chordata; Mammalia; Eulipotyphla; Soricidae. The transcript has 10 exons.